Molecule: messenger RNA, 1998 nt
Organism: Rana temporaria (common frog)
Lineage: Eukaryota; Metazoa; Chordata; Amphibia; Anura; Ranidae
Gene: PTN
Product: pleiotrophin
Exons: 5
Coding region: 283-771 (162 amino acids)
Molecular function (GO): growth factor activity
Source: RefSeq, a predicted model, not a curated record
CAGUAAACACACACACACACCAGCAGGGAGAGAGAGACAGAGAGAGACAGAGAGAGACAGAGGCUCCAUCACACAACAAGAAGAAGUUAGCAUCGCAGAGAGGAGCACACAGCUCUCAUCCAUCCUCACAGAGGACCACUAGAGUCCUACUGAACAGAAGAGCAGCGGCAGGCACUGGGACUGUGUGCAGGACUCCCACCCAAACUUGGGAUUUAUAAGAAACCGGGAGAGAGAAGAGAGAAAGCCCGUAGGAUCGGUGCCGGGGUGACCGAGGCAUUAAAAAUGCAUCACCACCAUGGAAUAUUCAUGCUCGCCCUCCUGGCCUUCCUAUUGGUGCUCACAGUCCUUGGAACAGAAACCGCAAAGAAAGACAAACAAGAGAAGAAGGGCAAGAAGUCGGACUGCGGUGAAUGGCAGUGGAGUGUCUGUGUCCCCUCCAGCAGUGAUUGUGGUAUCGGGAUGCGGGAGGGCACGCGGUCAGGAAAAGAAUGUAAACAAAACACGAAAACACAGAAGUGUAAAAUCCCGUGCAACUGGAAGAAGCAAUUUGGAGCGGAGUGUAAGUACCAGUUCCAGGAGUGGGGAGAGUGUGACCCAGAGACUGGGAUAAAGACACGGAACGGAAGUCUGAAGAGAGCCCUCCACAAUGCGGAGUGCCAGAAAACGGUCACCUUGUCCAAGCCAUGUGGAAAGAUCACCAAACCACCAAAAUCCCAAGAAUCGAAAAAGAAGAAAAAGGAGGGGAAGAAGCAAGACAAGAUGGUAGACUGAACAACAACAAGAAGCCCAGAAAAGGACACACGACCUCUGAGGGGCGCACCUGAGCCCACUGCAAAGUGGCUUAACAAACUGUCUACCUGUACUAGAGGAAGGGAAGAGGGGAACAUACUCUGUACAAUUUAGUCUAUUACUCGGUGGUGGGAGAAAUUUCUUUUAAACCAUAACACAUUGUUAGGGGAUGUCUUUAGAUGUAUAUAGAGGAAAGGGGCUUAGAAUUUUGUUUUCUUGUUUUGUAGGUGGGCUUGGGGUAUAUAUUAUACCAUAUUAUUUCUAUUAAUACUACAUCCCAAACAAGCAAGCAGUGACCUUCUAGUGGCUGUGGAACUACACAUCCCAGCAUAGACCAUAUUGGGAUUUGUAUAUUCUCAGCAGCUAGACACCCACAAGUUGCCUCUCUUGGGACAUUUUACAAGGAUUUAACCAUUGCAUCAUCUAAAAAAUGUAAUACUGACUAAUAAAAGCAACAAAAGCCAAAAUAGCAAAUAAAAUGACAGUUGAUUGUGCGUUACAUGACUUGUAUAGGUGUAACCAAUGCAAAAUAAUUCAUUUAAAAAAUAUGUUCAAGAGUUGUUUUAGUCCUAAAUAGAGCAGAGAAGGUCAAGAACCUUUGUCAGUUUUAUUUAAGAUGCUUCUGAGAUUAUUCAGAAUUCAUUGACAGGUGCAUUUGACCUACAAUUGCAUUCCUUUGGACCUGGAGUGAUCUGCUCCAAGUAGGUUUUAAAUUUCCAUAGACUUGUAUAGGAAUGCAAAACCCAUUUGAAGUAAACAAAAGCCUGUCUACAAAAACCCUUUUGCUGUUUUUUUCUUUAGUAAGUUUUCCCCUCACUUCCUGUCAUGUCACUGUAACAGGAAGUUAGAAUAAUCUUUCCACUGGGUAUAUAGACAGUCAUAGUACUGCUGUUUUUGCUGCUAACUGGGUCUCCAUUAGCAAGAUUUUAUCACUUCCUGUUGGGUCAUUGGGACAGGAAAUGACCUCUCCAGCGGGAACACAGACAGGAAUAAUAACUCAAUAGAAAUCUCAAACUUUCCUCAAGUCUAUCCAAAUAUAAAGAAAGACUGGUUGUGUUCCUAGCAAAAGAUUAUAUAUUCUGUUUGCUGACUAAUUGUAUUAACUUUGCAUUUUUAUGUUUCUCUUGAUGGUUAGCAUGAUACUCUGCUACUAAGGUAUUUGCUGUACUGCUUGGCAGAUAAUGGGAUUAAAGUAUAACUCCACCGAAA